Molecule: messenger RNA, 7025 nt
Organism: Ostrinia furnacalis (Asian corn borer)
Lineage: Eukaryota; Metazoa; Arthropoda; Insecta; Lepidoptera; Crambidae
Product: E3 ubiquitin-protein ligase RNF126
Exons: 10
Coding region: 170-1684 (504 amino acids)
Biological process (GO): ubiquitin-dependent protein catabolic process
Cellular component (GO): nucleus
Molecular function (GO): ubiquitin protein ligase activity
Source: RefSeq, a predicted model, not a curated record
AUGCUUUAGUAAUCUGUGCCAAGAAAUCUUUUUGGAAAAAGUUGGAUUGUGCAUGUCUCAAAAAAAUGGCGAUUGUUAAAUUUCUGUUCAGGUUUUGAAAGCACAAUCUUCAGGCACAUAUUUAAAACAUUAAAUAUUUGUUGUUGUGUAACUGUGAAUAAAACCUAGGAUGGCCGAUGCGAUGGUAGAGCGGAGGCCGACCGCUAGAUUUUUCUGCCACAGGUGUAACAUUGAAUUUGAAGAUGUUUUGCAGGAUUACACAUGCCCAUACUGCGCCAGUGGAUUCAUAGAGCUCCUAGUAAACGAAUCAGAAGAUGUUGUACGGCUCCCCGGAGAUGAUUUUAGCGACGCAGACAUGAGCAACAUCGAUGACAUGAGCAAUCUGGACGACAUGAGCAACCUAGACGAUUCCGAUGAUAUGCACCAAAGCGCGCCACCAAUGCUAAACGACUUGGCGUUUCUGAUGUCCGGCGGCCGGUUGCGAGGGGCAUCGACCACCGGUCGGCGGGAGACGUUUAUGGACCAGCUCGUGUGGAUGAUCGGCGGCGGAAGGCAAGGCACCGGCGCCGUCACGGCUGGGGCGCCUUUUGUACUGGUCGGGGCGCCUGGGGACUACGUGUUUGGGGGCGAAGGUACAGUCACAUUAUGUAUUGUAGGGAUGAAGACUACGGGACUGCUGCUACUCUAUAUGGGCGGCAAGGCACCGGCGCCGUCACGGCAGGAGCGCCUUUUGUACUGGUCGGGGCGCCUGGGGACUACGUAUUUGGGGGCGAAGGAUUACACAUGCCCAUACUGCGCCAGUGGAUUCAUAGAGCUCCUAGUGAACGAAUCAGAAGAUGUUGUACGGCUCCCCGGAGAUGAUUUUAGCGAUGCAGACAUGAGCAACAUCGAUGACAUGAGCAAUCUGGACGACAUGAGCAACCUAGACGAUUCCGAUGAUAUGCACCAAAGCGCGCCACCAAUGCUAAACGACUUGGCGUUUCUGAUGUCCGGCGGCCGGUUGCGAGGGGCAUCUACCACCGGCCGGCGGGAGACGUUUAUGGACCAACUCGUGUGGAUGAUCGGCGGCGGAAGGCAAGGCACCGGCGCCGUCACGGCAGGGGCGCCAUUUGUACUGGUCGGGGCGCCCGGGGACUACGUGUUUGGAGGCGAAGGCUUAGACGCAGUAGUGACACAAUUGCUCGGCCAACUGGAGAACUCGGGCCCGCCGCCGCUGCCGCGCGAGCGUAUCGCCGCGUUGCCCAGCGAGUGCAUCACGCAGGAGCAGGCCGACGCCAGCGCCGCCUGCUCCGUCUGCUGGGAGAACUUCCAGCUCGGUGAGACAGUGUCCCGGCUAGAGUGCGACCACAUAUUCCACUCGUCGUGCAUCACGCCGUGGCUGCAGCUGCACGCCACGUGUCCCAUCUGCCGCCGCUCGCUGCUGCCGCCGCAGGCCCCGCCCCCCGCGCAGGCCCCGCCCCCCGCCCAGGCGCCGCCCACCUCCGAGGCCUCGGGACCAUCAUUCUCGCAAAUUGUAGUCCGGCGGGUGGGUCUUCGCGGGCGGGACGCGAGCUCGGGCUCGGGCUCGGGCUCGGGCUCGGCGUCGUCGGGCUCGUCGUCGUCGUCGGUGGCCGCGUGGCCGCACUCGGCCUCGUCCUCGGCGUCGGAGCGCGAGCGCUACAACAUGGACAUCGACUACGACUAGUGCGGACUUGCUAGUGCGUCGCCGGGACUGAAGACGUGACUCGAGUUCCGAAUGCGUUUCGUAUUUGUUUUAGCGGUGAAAGUGAUUUUGGACGGUGUAGCGUCGCGUCCAAACUGUGUAACGGCACGUUUUGUUAAUGGACGACAUGUGCUAAUAAGACUGUUCUGUGGGCGUGUAUAACUAAAGUUAUAAUAAUGUUACAUGAUUUGGACGCUCCUAUGAUUUGGAUCCAAUGAAAUAUACUCGAUUGAGUAACAAACGCUACAUUGUCUGAAACGUAUCACUCGAACGCCAUUCUAUGAUAAAUUUUAAUUCUUUGACAAUAUGCUACAUACUGAUGUGAAAUUAUUGAUUGCGAGGUCGUAUUGUAAUUAGUUGUAAUUAGAGUUUACUGACAGCAAGCAGAAUCUCGCGGGAUGCGAUUUUGCGCGUUGUCGUCGCACUAUGCCGUUUUGGACUCGCGUUGAUAAUAAUAUGCUAACAUAUCAAAUGAUUAUAAAGUUGGGCCAUUAAAUUAAGUGUUACUGUUCAAUUAUACUAUUCCAGGGGUAUUUUACACGCUAAACAUCUAUCCAAGGUAUUUAUGAUACUCAAUGUUUAUUUGUCGAGUGAUAUAAAGUUCUUCUUUUUAUCUCUAAAGUGCCAUUGGAAAAAUAUGUCUAUGAGUACAAAAUUAAUGCAUUGUAGUCAGUCAAACCCUGGAAACAGUAUAGUUUAGCGGUAGUUCACAGUACGAGUCGGCUAUGAACGACACGCGAGGAAAUCGUAUUACUUCGUGAGUACAUUUGAAGUUUUUUUAAAUUUGGUGCUGCGUCGAAACUUGAAAGUUAAUAUCUUAAAACAAAAUAUUUAUUUCGUUGUCCAUGCGUGGAUUUUAAAUUAAAUAUCGUCUUAAGUGAUUGGCAACCGGAUUAUAAAUUGCUGCUGUUAUACUAUUUCUCAAUUUAAGGGACCACCAUCUUGAUUGCAAUAAAUUAAAUUAAUCUUUGUGUGUGUAGUAAUAUGACAGAAAGUUUUUGCUAUGAUAAUACAAUUAUUAUUGUAAUUUCACCGACCUAAUAAUUGAUGUUUACAUGAUUUAGUAGCACUUUUAGAAUUCUUAAAAUCAAAAUUGAUACGUAAUAACCGCAUAAAUAAGCACUCGGUAAAGAAUGUUGGUAAUUCAACUCGAGGAAUACGCUGUCGUUUGUCCAAUCGCGACCUCUAGUGUAAAUGUUGUAAAUAAUAGUAAUAUAGGUCUCGCGUCGCCGUGUACAGAGCAGUGCGACGUCAUAACGAAGACGGCUGAAAGUCAAAUUAACACUUAUCGUCCUCCAUUUAUUAGGCGGUUAUCACACUGCGCCGCGGAGCGCGUGAUUUUCAUAUAAAAAAUCACGCGCGCGGACGCGUUGUCAGUGUGAAGUGCCGCGCGUAUUUUCCAUACAAACUGAGGUACUUGCAUACUAUGAUUAAAUCUGUCGCCCCGCGCUCCGCGGCGCAGUGUGAUAACCGCCUUACUAUUCCUAGAAUUACUGCCAGUUAUUACUAUUAAAACUACUAAUCAGUGUUGGCUAAGAAUAAGUUUCCUGUAACUAAAUAAAUUCUUAUUUUUUUCCGUUAAACUAUCCAUAAAAAGGUAUAUUAUAAACUUUCCUUAACUAUUAGUUAGACUAAGUAUUUUUUCCAACCUUUAAAAUCAGAUUUAUCUCUGGUAGUAAAGGUGGGAAAUAAUUUCCCAAUUACUCCAACAGCAUUAUAAUCGGUUGUAGUUCUGGGAAUAAGUGUUUAGUUUCAUGUAAUUUAUUUGAUGCCAGACGUUUGGUGUUAGUUCCGCUUUCAGCCGUUCGUGUAGCUUGGGGCAAUAAGUUCGCUUGGGGAGCGCCCUGCGACGUCUAGACUACAGCGCAAGUGCCAGACAUCGGUCCCGGCUCCCUUGUGUUAGGACAACUAAACAUAACUGAGACUAUACGGCAGUGGGAAUAUAGUUUCCACCAUAUUUUGAACUUUAUUCCCUUGUCUUAAGGUCCAAAAACAAUGGAAAUUUUGACUUGUUAUGCCCAUAGGCUUGGUUCGAAACAUUGUGCCGAUAUCACCCUAUAUAGUCGAUAUAAUAAAUACAUUAUGUAAUGAUAAAAAAAAUACUUACUAUUGUAAAUAGAUUUCUUAUUAUUUAUUAUUAUUUGACAAAUGUGCGAGUAUAAGUGUGUUUUGAUGUUAUAAACUUAGUGGGCUGGCUAGAUGUAGUAUAACCAAUACUUAUUACAAUAUGAAAUAAAAUUAUAUUUUGUAUUUUUCAUAUGACUUAAAAAUAGACUUAUUAUUGUAUCACUUGAUCGCUUAAAAUAAUUAUUAGUACUAUAAUAAAAUACCUACUGUAAAAUGUUAUUUCGAAGAUAUAAUGUUAGAUUGAAGAAUAAAAUCUGAGCUACCACACGGCGCAAACUGUUCUAGGCUGUGAUUUUGUUUUUUUUAUCUUCGUAAUAUCAAAAUUUUCUUAGCGUUACUUGUAGUUUUUAUUGUGUGCGGCUAUGGUGCUUCCAAUACAAUGAUGUUCCAAUAGGAUUAUACAUAGUGCACUUGCGAGGAAAUAGAAGUUAUAAUUUUUCAAAACAAGUUACGUGAAAAGUUUUGUGUGUAAGAGAUAAAAAACAAAAUUACAUAGUCAUCGUUACUUGUCACCUAAGAGCCGGGGCCCGCGUUUCGCAUUUAAACUAGGUAUGUAUAUGUAUUAUAACGAAUAGAAUGUACCAGUGAUUAUAAAUUAUUGUUAGUAGAUUGCGUGAAAACACCAAUGUAAUAAAUAAUUAAUAACAAACUUCAAUUUUAUAGUUAUUUUUUUACGUGUACAUGGUACACCUUUCAGGAGAUCACUAAGGUUGCAACUGUAUACUUAUAAUGGACAUGAUGCCAGUUAUAUCAGAAAUGGUCAACUGUGUUUAAUAAGUUCUUAACACAUCUAUCCUAAGUCAAGUUACACGUUCAAAGCAUACACUUAAUUUUUUAAAUUUCUUCAUUAGAUAUCUGAACUUUACAAAAAGUUAAAUGAACCCUUUUGCCUUAACGGUAGUUAUCUCAGAGCAGCAACCCAACUUGCAAUGUUUUCAUGUGACCAUUUCUGAAUUAAUUGACUUUUACACAUGCUUUUUAUAGAAGUGAUGGAUAGAUAGGGAUUAGUAGAAAGUCGCCGAUUCCAACAUCGGCAAAGCAAUAGUUUGAAUGAUGUACACAAUGCUUGUAGUCGAAUCGUAUUGAUAGGGUCCGUGGAACCACGAGCGAUCGUUAAACUAGGAUAGCUGGCAUUUAUCAGACCACAAUAUACAAUGUCAAAGGGAUACUACGCAAAAUAAUUUGAAUAAAGUAAGCUCGGAGAUAAGAGAGGUCGUAAUUCGAUUCAAAUUCAAACCUGUCAAAUUGGUUUCAAUAUUUAACAACACGGACUAGAAUGAAAUCUUGAGAUUUGGCGAUUCCUAUUGCCUGUCUCUCUCAUCCGCGAUUGAAACUAAACGAGAGAGGGAGAUGAAAUGAUACGAUGUAUCGAAAAUUCGAAAUUGUUUUUCGCAGUAUCCCCAUAAUAGUUUCUGUGUAAAUAUAUCGCUGAUUAAGGGAAAUAAUUACAUACAUUAGAAGUUCCUAAGUCGUUACGUCGACCACGUUUUAUCCAGAUUGCUCCGAUAAGCUAUUUUUUUAAUCAAAGGAAUGACGCCGUGCGGUUGGGCCAGUCAUAGGCGUAGCUUGGACGUUACGUUUGCCAAAGAAAAAAAUGUAGAUAGUGUUGCCACUUGCCAGCCAUUGUACAGCCUACCUGCGUGGUAGUAUAGUGUUUAUUUGUCUAAUCUGAAUCUAAAACACAUUUUUUUACAAUAAAAAAAUGGUUCCAUCAAAUUUUACAAUAAAUGUUUUUAAUUUCGUGAAGCGAAUUCGUGACGUGUUUUUUCUUUGGCAAGUAACAAAUUGUAAAGUUUUUCUGUCAAUCUUUCAUAACUUAGAUUAGGAGAAUUUGUUGGAUUGUAUGGCUAGUAAAUUAUUAUUGGGUAGACAUGGGGUGUGUAUGAAUGUAACUUCUUCGUGAGAAUUGAUUUGCUCAACUGUAAACAUAAAUCUAUUGGGAUUGAAUAAUUUCACUAAUGCAAUGUUUGAAAUUUUGCCACGUUUAUUUUGUAUCAUAUUUUGUUUGCUCUAGUUAGCUAUCAGUAGCUACGGCAUAAUGUUUUUUCUGUGCAACCGAGUGAAAGAUUGUGAUCUUAUUAUUUUGUUUCGUUAGCAACAUAUUAUAAAUAUGGGAUGUGUGUACAAAUGCGGGCAAACUUUUAGUUGAUAAUAUUAUUGUAAUACGCAUCAUAAAUUCUAAUUAAAAAGUGAUCAUAAAGAAAAAAAUAUUAAAAAUAUUUUUGUAAGAUCAAUCACCUAAAUUUUUGCCUGCAAUCUAAUAUACAAUCUGUAUAAACAGGAACAUUCCUGUGUUAAGCUUGUGAGAGGAAUAUACUUUUUACUCUAGAUAAAUAUGUAUAACAUUUCAUUUAUUCAUAGGGUCUUUUUCACUUCUGUUGAACUUAUUAAAAAUAUUUUAUGACAUAAUCUUUUCAUUUGAUGUUGGAUGUGUGUACCUUAUCUGUAGAGUGGGCUAGAAUGUAGUGUAGUUUUGGUAGUUAUGUGGUGACACUAGAAAGGUAUAGUAGGUACAGUUUAGUCUAACGUUUGCUGGGGGUAAGUCAAAUUACUUACUUCACUUAUUUGGUCACCUUAUUCCUGGUUUUCGACUUUCUAUUGUUAUUAUCUUUAUUUCCUCUUUUUUCCACCAUUUUGACAUAUUAUUAUUACAUUAUUGUCCUCUUUUUUGGAAUUUAUUACCCAUUUCUGAAAAAAGCUAUAUCCUAGUUUAAAAGAUAAUUAACAUGGAAUGAAAAAUGAGCGAGAGGCGUUCCUAGAAGUACGACUGUUUCUUUCUACUAAAUAAGGUCAAGUGUCUCGUCCAUUGCCAUGUCAAAUAGCUAGCUAUUUCAUUUUGACUUAUUGUAGUAGAAAGGGACGACAGUGUCGUUUUUCUGACACUGAAAUUGGAUCUACUAUAUCUCUCUUGUGUUUAACAAUACAAUUAAAACGGGUAAAAUGUAAUGGAUAGGUAUAAGUAAUGUAAUGUCUAGAUCAAAUAAAAGUGCCGUUCGAUUUGAAGAUUUUCUGUAAAUAAAAUGUAAAAGCACAAUACAUAACGGAUAGGGAUAAUAUACUUACAUACUCUUACAUUAUUAAAUUAAACCAGGACCUAAGCCUAAGCCUACGGUUUGCCAAUUCCAUAAACUAUAGAUAGGUAAAUAAAAGUUAGUGAAAAAUUAUUAUGUACAAUAUUUAUAAUCGAUAUUUAACG